Molecule: messenger RNA, 481 nt
Organism: Suillus fuscotomentosus
Lineage: Eukaryota; Fungi; Basidiomycota; Agaricomycetes; Boletales; Suillaceae
Exons: 2
Coding region: 113-328 (71 amino acids)
Source: RefSeq, a predicted model, not a curated record
UGUAAGGCACUCUGCACGCGAUCAAGAAAGCCUGGAAGGAUCGCUAGGCGCUCCUCGCGCUUCUGUUAUCGAUGAGAAGCCAUAUCCGGGGCAAGGAUCCAAGCAGCGACUGAUGUAUCUUAUUGGUGUAUGCUUAUCUUACCUGGCCGUCUGCCUGAUAACGAUACAUUAUACCUCAUGGGGGUGUUUUCCAUUUCGCUGGCGCCAGAUUGCCCAGCUUGAGUGGACAAGACCUUCACGAUAUUUCAAGCGACCUGGAGACGAUGUCGUCCUCGCUCUUGACGGGUUCUAUUUGAUGUCUGGUUUUCCGUCUCACUGGCAGAUGUAAUCAUUCACGUUAGUAAGGCAGGCAGUUUGUCAUCCAACUCCGCUUGGAGUAGCUAAGGGUACCCACACCUAAUCGCAGACAGACAUGGAGUCUACCCCGGACAUGUACCCAGACCGGCCGUGUCUUGCACAUUCACGAGAAUUGCAAGUCUCG